Molecule: messenger RNA, 1213 nt
Organism: Engraulis encrasicolus (European anchovy)
Lineage: Eukaryota; Metazoa; Chordata; Actinopteri; Clupeiformes; Engraulidae
Exons: 9
Coding region: 120-1154 (344 amino acids)
Source: RefSeq, a predicted model, not a curated record
CGACGAACGACGAUCCGAGAUGGAACAAUGAUGGGCCAAUUAGCAAUAGAGGGUUCACCAAGUGUGAUUGUGGUGACAUUCCCCCUGCAGUGGAGAGAACGAAUAUCUCACCCUUCAAAAUGGAUCCAAUGACCAAUACAGCAUUCGCCAAGUGUAGAUACGGCAGGGCAGUGGGCACUGAUGCCCUGAAAGACAUCACCCUGUCAACCUUCAAAAACAAUCUUGUGUGGUCCCACAAGUGCCAGAAGGCUCCCAGCAAACAAGACAAAGGGAAGCAGCCUAAGCCAUCAGACGCCGAUAUUGAUGACAACAAAGUAAAAGUGUCUGUAGUGGUUUCCAAAGGAAAAAGGAAAAGUUCAGAUGGAAAGAGACAUCACGUCACCAGAACACCGUUGAGGCUGAGAACACCAUUCACUGCUGCCCGCAAGAGAAGCCACAGCCAUAUUCAAUGGGCCGACCAAACCGAACAUCUAGAUAGUUCUUUGCGAAGUAGGUCUGCUGAUAUAAGAGUUGACAAUGAAAGUGCGACUAGGCCAAGAAACAGAUACUAUUCAGGAUGGAACCAGAGUGGGCCAAUGAGAAUUGCAGGCUUCAUCAAGUAUAAAUCUAGUGAUGUUACACCUUCGACGGAGAGAUGGGAUAGAUGCUCAGCGAAGACUAAAUCGCUGGUCUGCAAUCGACAGGAGGACAGGUUCCUCACGGAUGGCCUGAAAGGCUUCACCUUGUCAACCUUCAAAAACAAUAUUGUGUGGUCCCACAAGUACCCGGAUGUUCCCAGCAGCAAACAGGACAAAGAACAGCAGCCUCAGAAGGUCUCAGAAGCUGAAACUGAAGACAAGAAAGUAAACACAGCUGCACCAGCAUCCAAAGGAAAAAGGAAAAGUUCAGAUGAUCGGAGACCCGUCAGCAGAGCACCAUCGAGGCUGCCUUCCAGGCCUCCCUCUUUGACUGCCGGCCCCAAGAGAAGCCCGGGCCUGAGCUUGAUGCACCGCCUCCGAACCCUGUCUACCACUCGUGAACACAACACUGAGCUGCCACGAUGCGCCCCACCACAGACACUGUUGAGCGAGCCAGACAGAAAGAUGCGCUCUUCCCAGAUCUUUAAAUCAAACUUUGAAUUGCUUAAAAAACAUGAAAGGAGAGAAACAUUCUAAUUAUGCUUAUCUAGAGUAUUCCACCAUAUAUAUUUGAAUAAAUUACUUUUACAAUGAUA